UUGUCACGUGACUCCUGGCUCUAUCAACAUGGCGAGCGGGGAGAAACCUGCAAAUAAACCCGUGGCCGUGAAGGCACAGGAAUUCCUCGUCGGUCCGCGCUAUGUUGACUUGAAAUACAUAGGGGAGGGCGCAUAUGGAAUGGUUGUAUCAGCUCUGGAUACUGUAACUAAACAGAAGGUUGCCAUUAAAAAGAUCUCACCUUUUGAACACCAGACAUACUGCCAAAGAACACUAAGAGAAAUCAAGAUAUUAACGAGGUUCAAACACGAAAAUAUAAUUAAUAUACAAGACAUUUUAAGAGCACCAACUAUUGAGGAAAUGAAAGAUGUAUAUAUAGUACAAUGUUUGAUGGAGACAGACAUGUACAAACUUCUAAAGACUCAACAGCUGAGUAACGAUCACGUCUGCUACUUCCUGUACCAGAUAUUACGAGGUCUCAAAUACAUACACUCUGCUAAUGUCCUUCACCGUGACCUCAAACCCAGCAAUCUCCUCCUCAACACGACGUGUGACCUAAAGAUUUGUGAUUUUGGGUUGGCUCGAGUUGCUGAUCCUAAUCAUGACCACACAGGGUUUUUGACUGAGUAUGUAGCCACACGAUGGUACAGAGCUCCCGAGAUCAUGCUCAACUCGAAGGGAUACACCAAGUCAAUUGAUGUUUGGUCCGUGGGCUGUAUUCUGGCUGAAAUGUUAAUGAACCGGCCUCUCUUUCCAGGAAAACACUAUCUGGAUCAGCUGAAUCACAUACUGGGUGUCUUAGGAUCUCCUAGUCAAGAAGACCUGGAUUGUAUACUUAAUGAGAAGGCCAGAGGUUACAUCCAGUCUCUUCCCUAUAAGCCUAAGGUGGCUUGGAACAGACUUUUCCCCAGGGCUGAUCCUAAAGCCUUAGAUCUUCUGGACAAAAUGUUGACCUUUAAUCCCCAUAAGAGACAGACUGUGGAGGAGUUACUGGCACACCCCUACUUAGAACAAUAUUAUGACCCGGCAGAUGAGCCUGUGGCAGAGGAGCCAUUUACGUUUGAGAUGGAGUUAGAUGAUUUACCGAAGGAACGAUUGAAAGAAUUAAUUUUCCAAGAAACGGUUGACCUUAAGAAAAAAAUGGGAAUUGUAGAUUUACAAUAAGAUAGAAGUAAAUAUUGCAUAUCUUGAGCUUAUUCCAUUUCUGUGGCACGACGGACUAGAAUUUUACUUUUCGCUACUUUGUGUCACGAGCUAAAAUGGAUUUAAACAUUCCAUACAAACGGCACAAGUUUCUCCAUUGCCUGAUGAUAGACCUGUCUGCAGGGUUACUGAAUCCAAUAUCAAUUGAUUUUAAUUGAUAUCUGUUGAUAUUUAACUGAUAUCUACAGGAUUUCUGGAUCUGAUGUCUACGGCAUUUAAUGUUCUUUUUUCCCUUUCAUUCAUCGCAUAAUUACUGUUAUUGCUUACGAGUCAAUGUUGUUGAGAUGUAAUCUUCCAAUUUUUAAUACUUGUAUGAAAAAAAAUGUCAUUGAAUAUGAUGGAUUAUUUGAUUGCAUUUACUUACAUGUAUGUCAUGUAUUUUUGAAUAAGAUUUUUUCAUGAUUUUUUUAAUUUAAAAAUUGAUAUUCAGGCAUAUUUUAAGAAUUACAUAGGAAUUUGUACAAUUUAUAAUUUAGUUAAGAAAAGUUUAUCAAGAUGUAAGCAAGAUAUUCAGAAUAUUUCCCUGUAAAACCACUUAAGUCACAACAUAUCUUUUUGUACAUAAUGGCAAUACCUCAGUAUAGGAUUUAUUCUGCAAUAUUUUGCAACAAUUUUUCAAAAACGACCGAAUGGUUUUGAUAUCUCUCUAUUCCACUAAGAAAGUAUUCUACGAAAUUAAAAAAAAGAAAAGCAUAUUUUCAUGUUUAGAAAGUGGAACAAUAGCUUAUCUAGUUCUCAAAAAUGUCAGAUAAUGAUUUUCUUGAACAAAUUCACAUCAUUUUCAAAUUAGAAAAUUGCCUUUUAACUUCUUUAUUCGAAGUUUGAGUUAUCUUUCUUAUUGUAGGGUUAUUGGUCCUGAAGAAGGAAGUUACAUGUAUUUUGUUUUCAGGGGUAAAAAGCUUUUAAAUCAUUUCAGUUGAACAUCUGUCAUUGUUAUUUACAUUUAAAUUAUUUCAUGUAUAUUUUCAACAUUGAUGACUUCUUAAUAAUACCAAACAGCAAAAUGAAAAUGUUCAACAAAUUUCCACAUUCAUUUUUUUAUACACUACAUCUAUUUAAUCAUUCAGGAUAUAUAAUUUGUAAUUAUUUUGAUAUGUGUUUUCAUCAGUCAAUCAUGUGGUAUUAGGACAAUGGUUGAAUAAGUAGACCAGAUUAUAUUUAUAUCAUAUUGAUUUUAAAAAUACUUAUUAAAAAAUAAUACAUUUAAAAGUACUGUAUAUGAGCAUUGAAGGUGUUAAUCAUCAUUAUUUGUCUUCUUCAUCAAAGUAAUUUAAUUCCCCUUGCAUUACAUCUUUAUUGUCACAGAUCUGUUAACUGGAAUUAUUGUAGGAAGGACUCUGUCAUCAGAGAUAAUGGUAUGGGUAGUUGUUCUCCUUAAGUGUAUAAAAAAUAGAUAUAGAUUAUCCAUAGCAGGUUCUAACAAAGACAGUUGUGGAAUCCAAGUGUAAUUAAAAUUAGUUGAUAGAAAUGCAUACAGUGGAUGGUAUUGAUAUGAUAUUCAUAAACAUACAUCAUGCCCCAUAGUUAGGGAAUUGUUGAAACCGUAACAGAGGCAAAGGCAUUUUAUUUUCUGAAAUGGCAAUCACUAAAAUAUAACAUUCUCAGAAAAAUCAUUUGUUUUAAGAAAAUAUUGCUUUAAAAUAAAAAAAAUUUAUUAAUGACAUUUUUUCACACUCCCCUCCCCCCUCAAAAAUAAUAAUACACAGCGAUAAUGGAAGAAAAUUUAGAUUUUCCAUUGAUUUAUCAGUAUGUACUUGGACCUUGAAAAUACUUUUUUCUUUGUUGAUAUAUUUUUCACUUUUUAUAAACUUUUUCCCUUUCCUCAAGCUUUGACAUACUUAAGUAUUUCAAAUGAUAUUGUAUAAUUAAUAUCAAUAUUUGUCUCCCUUAGAACACUGACUGGUACCCAGCUCCCUGUGUCUUGUAAGAUUAGCCUGAGAACUUUAGCUGAAUGUAGACAUGUCUAUAUAAAUAGUUAUAUUCUAGUUCACUCAGGCAGGGAAUCUAUUCCUCCCAGGCUGUUGGAGCUGGUUGUACAUGUACUUUAUAUCAUGUAUAUAUUAAGUUUGAUAAAAAAGAAGCUAUUUCUUCGUAUACAAGUGUUAGCAGUUUACUUUUUAAAACAAAAUGAUGUUGUCUUUGUAAACUUUAUUGUUAUUAUACGUCCUUUGGAAUUUUUUUUUUUUAGUAAACGUUGUUUGUAUGAAUAGUCCCUAUCUCUGGUUAGGUCUGAAGGAAGUCCUACUUUUUAUUAACAGCAAAUGUUGUGUCUUUGUAACUAAAAUUUAAAAUCAGAAUGUACUCUUUCUGUUAAAAAAACACUUGUCUUUUAUAAGCUGUGAAAUUUAAACUUUCAUAUACUUCGCACAAAUCUGCUUGCUUUCUUCACAUAUUCAAAGUCCAUUAACAUUUCUCAAAUAUAUGUAUAUUUAGUCAUGUAUAUAUAUAUAUAAGGCAAUAUAAGUGAAAAAUUCAUUAAUACUUGUAAAAUUUUACAAAACAUUGACCUUCUAUUGAUGUUGUAGUUUACAAUUACAGCUAUACAAACCAGGAGUUAAUACUAUUUACAGAAUAUUUUUAAAAAAUGAUAGGGCAAGUAUUGGAAGCAGGCCAGUUAUUUGGUUUAAAUAUGAAACAUUAUUGACAUUAUGUCUUUAAAAAACUGUAAUCAUCUAUUUUUGGGGUUGUAUAUGUGCUGACUAGUGCUAAGAAAUGAAAUUGACCAUUUUUUGAAGUAAUUGAAAAAUAACAAAUUAAUUGCUUUCAAAGGCUGAUAUCUAUUGGUGCAUUUUCUGAUUGUUAUAUUUACAAUAUCCGACUGGAAUUAUGUGCUGGUCACAGUUUUUGUCUACUAAUAAAAAAUGCAGAACUUAAA
Saccostrea cuccullata (small rock oyster) is the source of this 4037-nucleotide messenger RNA. RefSeq names its product mitogen-activated protein kinase 1-like. Gene Ontology annotation, biological process: protein phosphorylation; intracellular signal transduction. The transcript has 11 exons. Bases 29 to 1123 code for a protein of 364 amino acids. Gene Ontology annotation, cellular component: cytoplasm; nucleus. Gene Ontology annotation, molecular function: ATP binding; MAP kinase activity. The record is from RefSeq and is a predicted model, not a curated record. Lineage: Eukaryota; Metazoa; Mollusca; Bivalvia; Ostreida; Ostreidae.